GCCCGUCUUCAAGGUGAAUGCCAUCCGCCCCGUGGAGAACAUGGGCACCUCCACCAACGUCUCCGUCUACUUCACUAUGUACGGCAUUCUGGGAGUGGAUGAAAAGGCCCAGCUGCUGAUGACUUACAUCUGGCUAAAUGUUUUAUGGGACAAUCAACUUGUUUCGUGGGAUCCAGAUCAGUGUGGCGCCAAAAAAGUAGCUCUUCCCAGGAACAAAUUUUGGGUUCCAGAUGUUGUCAUCAACGAAUUCAUGGAUGAAAACAAAGCUCCCUUCGUGCCAUACCUCUAUCUCUUUAGCAACGGGCGAAUCAACGAUGCUUCACCAGUCAAAGUUGUCAGCUCCUGUAACCUCGACAUUUACACGUUUCCAUUUGACAUCCAGAACUGCACACUCACCUUUAACUCCUACCUCCACAGAAUAAAAGAUAUAAGGAUGGUUUUGGGACGACCUGUGGAGAAGAUCACAAGUUUGUCCAAAAGUGUGAUGACUACAAUGGGGGAGUGGGAGCUCAUUGACAUAACCCACCACACUGGGAGUACAUCCUAUGAUGAAGAGUCCAUUGAUGAGCUGGCCUUUCACAUCAGAGUGCGACGCAGGGCCACGCUGUAUGUGGUUAACCUGAUCAUCCCAAGCUGUUUCCUCAUCACCGUGGACCUCUUCAGCUUCCUCCUGCCUCCUCAGAGCGUGGACAGGUCGUCUUUUAAAAUGACCUUGAUCUUGGGCUACACCGUCUUUUUGCUCAUCAUGAACGACCUACUGCCCAUCACUGGAAACACCAUACCACUCAUAAAUGUCUUCUUCUCCUUGUGCCUUGCUCUGAUGGUGGCCAGUCUGCUGGAGACUAUCCUGAUCACUGAUCUGCUGCACAGCUCCACUCGACUCUCCCCUGUGCCGCGCUGGGUCCGUGUGCUUGUUCUGCAAUUUUUUGGCUGCCUUGUCUGCCUGCCGUGGAAACCUUCAAAAGAUACAAAAAAAGCAGUGGAGGCAAAAAAGCAAAAUAGCCCUUCCAAUGAGAGGGAGAAGGUGGAGAGGGACCCGUUGGCAGAGGACGCAGCCCUGCAGGAGCUCAGGAGCCUGGGGGAGGACCUGCAGUUUCUGCGGCUCCACGUGGACCAGGAGCUGGGAAAGACUCCGAGCUCCAAAGAGUGGGUCCAGGUGGGUUUCGUCAUAGACCGCCUGCUCUUCGGCCUCUACAUCCUCUUCAUCUCAGUCAGCUUUGUCACCAUCAUCAUAAUCUGGGUCAACUCAUACAAUCUAUAG
Periophthalmus magnuspinnatus is the source of this 1261-nucleotide messenger RNA. Its product is annotated as 5-hydroxytryptamine receptor 3A-like. Gene Ontology annotation, molecular function: neurotransmitter receptor activity; extracellular ligand-gated monoatomic ion channel activity; transmembrane signaling receptor activity. The record is from RefSeq and is a predicted model, not a curated record. Bases 41 to 1261 code for a protein of 406 amino acids. Gene Ontology annotation, cellular component: synapse; neuron projection; postsynaptic membrane. The transcript has 9 exons. Lineage: Eukaryota; Metazoa; Chordata; Actinopteri; Gobiiformes; Gobiidae. Gene Ontology annotation, biological process: chemical synaptic transmission; nervous system process; regulation of membrane potential.